AUGAGUUCUCCUUAUCCAUUUAUAUCCUGGGGCAUGGACGUUAUUGGACCAAUUGAGCCUGCUGCCUCCAAUUGUCUUAGGUUCAUUUUGGUAGCCAUUGACUACUUCACAAAUUGGGUCAAAGUUGCAUUCUAUAAAGCUCUAACAAUGAAACUUGUAGCCAAUUUUGUUCGCAACAAUUUGAUAUGUCAUUUUGGAGUUCCUAAGUCUAUCAUCACAGACAAUGUUGUAAAUCUGAACAGUCACUUGAUGAAACAGAUAUGUGAACAAUUCAAAAUUACCUAUUGUAAUUCAACUGCGUAUCAUCCCCAGAUGAAUGGAUUUGUGGUAGAUGCUAAUAAGAACAUCAAGACGAUAUUGAGAAAGAUGAUUAAAAACUACAAAUGUUGGCAUGAAUAUUUUCCUUAUGCUUUACUAGGUUAUCGCACCACAAUUCGAACCUCAACUGGACCAACUCAGUAUCUAUUAGUAUACGAAACAGAAGCAGUGAUACCAGUUGAAGUUCAGAUACCAUCUUUAAGGAUUAUUCAGGAAGCUGGACCGAACGAUGCAGAAUGGGUUGGUAAUCGAUAUGAGCAGUUAACAUUAAUUGAUAAGAAAAGAAUGAUUUGUCAUGGCCAAUUGUACCAACAGAGAAUGAGUCGUGCUUUCAUAAAGAAAGUAAGAAUUCGAAUAUUUGAGGUAGGCCAAUUGGUGUUAAAGUGCAUUUUCCCUCAUCAAGAGGAAUAUAAAGGAAAAUUAUCACCUAACUGGCAAGGACUGUAUGUUGUCCACAAAGUAUUGUCAAGAGUAGCUUUGGUUCUUGAAAAGAUGGAUGGUCGGACGCCACAACAGUUUGGUCAUAUUUCCAGUAAGAUUUCCAUUUCCCUUCGUUAUGGAAACUGA
Messenger RNA from Solanum lycopersicum (tomato), 885 nucleotides. RefSeq lists its product as uncharacterized. Gene Ontology annotation, biological process: DNA integration. Gene Ontology annotation, molecular function: nucleic acid binding. The record is from RefSeq and is a predicted model, not a curated record. NCBI's taxonomy places the organism in Eukaryota, Viridiplantae, Streptophyta, Magnoliopsida, Solanales, Solanaceae.